Molecule: messenger RNA, 1502 nt
Organism: Planococcus citri (citrus mealybug)
Lineage: Eukaryota; Metazoa; Arthropoda; Insecta; Hemiptera; Pseudococcidae
Product: speckle-type POZ protein B-like
Exons: 2
Coding region: 255-1418 (387 amino acids)
Biological process (GO): regulation of proteolysis; proteasome-mediated ubiquitin-dependent protein catabolic process
Cellular component (GO): nucleus; cytoplasm
Molecular function (GO): ubiquitin protein ligase binding
Source: RefSeq, a predicted model, not a curated record
ACUUGUUCGCUUCCUACUUAUCAUUGCGUGAGAAAAGAUGAUGUAAAUUAAAUGCGGUAUUGGUAUUGCAAAGAAUUUGGUGUUGACGUUGAGCGAAACAUAUAUUUUUUUGAAUCCUUAAUUCGUCGUGAUUGUUCGAAUGAGUAAUUUAACGUUACGUGAUAAAAUACACAACAAUAUUCGAUUAUCUCGCUAAUAAUUUUACUGGUAGAAGACAGAGCUUUAAUACCUGUAUUCAAGAAACCAUUUCAUUGAUGAACUCCAGUCGUAAAAAUCGUAAAUCAAAGAGAAAAGACAUCGCAAUUCCACACAGCAACGAUCCAAAUACAUCAUCUCACGAAAUGAAGAACGACGAUGUUGCCGUGUGUAAUACUUUUGUGGUUGAGAAUAAGUGCCAUACUCAUUGUAAAGUGAAUUAUUGUAAUUUCAUGUGGACUAUUGAUCAAUAUUCCGAGUAUCAUCUUCGUAGAUCAACUUGUCUAAAAUCUUCUUAUUUUAAGGCCGCCGGUAAUGACGAAUACACAUGGCGUUUGGAGCUGUCUGAGCCUGACCAGGACAAAAAGGUCCACAUAUGUUUGUAUUUACACUGCGAUGACACAUUGGGUGAAGAAGUUUUGGUGAAAGAAAGAAUGUGUGUCAUUGACAGUAAAGGAGAAGAAACAAACAUUCGUCAAUCAGACAAAUACGAAAACUUUGAACAUGAAGAAACCAGAACGUACUACUUACAGCUUAUUGACUUUUUAAAUGGAGAUGAUUUAUUGAAGGAGAAUAAUUCAAUAUUGAUGGACGGCGCAUUGACUAUUUUCUGCGAGUUUCAUUUCAUUUCCCCAGCAUCGAUUUCUACGAAAUGUUCUAAUGAUAAAUCAGCAGUAUUGUUCAACGCUCGUGAUGAACACGAUUUUUCUCAAGAUAUAGAACGUCUAUUUGGUGAAGAAGAUUUUUCAGACUUUACGGUAACAGUUGGUGAUGAGCAAUUUCGCGUUCAUAGAAAUAUACUCGCAGCUCGAAGCCCGGUUUUCGCAGCGAUGCUCAAACACAACAUGAAAGAACAAAACCAGAAUUGUUUGAAAAUUACUGAUAUGGAUCGAAGUGUAUUUAAAGAAAUGUUACGAUAUAUUUAUACCGGAAAAUCAUCCAAAUUAAAUGAAAUGGCUUUCGAUUUAUUGCCAGCGGCAGAUAAAUACGAUUUGAAAGGACUGAAGAUCAAGUGUGAGCGCCACUUGGUGAACAAGUUAUCCGUGGAAAAUGCAGCGGAUUGUUUGGUAUUGGCGGAUUUGCAUGGCGCAGCAUUGCUGAGGAAACAAGCCCUUCAAUUCAUCCGAUUUAAUGCUGAAGCUAUCAAGAAAAAAGAAAACUGGUUGAAAGUAGCGCAUUCAGGUGUUUUGUUGGAUGAUGUAUUCGAUACUCUGUUUCCGUAGGUGAUUUGAAUAAAUAAUUCUGGCACCCGCUCAGCUUGAAAUUUAAUGGUUUUGGCAGAAAUAAAUAUUUUAAUAAGGCCUUAA